This is a messenger RNA of Brassica napus (rape), 1117 nucleotides long. Its product is annotated as sister chromatid cohesion protein PDS5 homolog C-like. Gene Ontology annotation, biological process: mitotic sister chromatid cohesion; DNA repair. Lineage: Eukaryota; Viridiplantae; Streptophyta; Magnoliopsida; Brassicales; Brassicaceae. The coding region runs from base 190 to 918 and encodes 242 amino acids. The transcript is spliced from 6 exons. The record is from RefSeq and is a predicted model, not a curated record. Gene Ontology annotation, cellular component: nucleus; chromatin.
GGUUCGUUUCAACAAUUAUUCAAGGGGGGGAAUGGAUGUGUCACACACCCUUUCGAACCCUAAAAAAUCUCCAAUUUAAAUCGAAUCUUCCCUCAUUCUCUCUCUCUCACAAUUCAUCCCUCUUACUGCGCUGUAAGAGAAGAUCUCUCUCUCUCUCUCCGACCUAGAUUCCCUCUCAAUUGUCUGAAAAUGGUUGCUGCUAAGACUAAACCUUCGAGUGUCUCUGGGAAGGAUGAGGUGAGCAAUGGUGAAGAGUUGGUGGGCUCAAAGGUUAAGGUUUGGUGGCCGAUAGAUCGCAAAUUCUACAAAGGAGUGGUUGAUUCGUUUAACUCUCGCACUAAGAAACAUCGGGUUUUUUAUGAUGAUGGCGAGAAAGAGAUCUUGGAUAUGAACAACGAGAGGUGGGAGUUAGUUGAAGAAGGAGAUGAUGAUGAUGAUGAUAAUGCUGAUGAGGACAAAUCUGACGAUGAGAUCGCUGAUAUUAUCCCAGAACCGACUAACAGGAAGUCUGCUAGGACAAAUGGCGUCAUGGGAGAUAUUGGGGGGAAGAUGGUAGCAGCGGCAUCGCGUCUGAGGUCAUGCAAUAAGAUUUCUGAAGCAACCAACGGGAAGAAGAAAAGGGCUUCUUCGUCUCCAUCAGAGGCUGUCUCUGAAAAGGAGGCAAAACCUAUGGCUUCCUCUAAGAAGAGCAAGAGGACUGAUGAUGAAGAUGAAGAUGUGGGUGGUGAUGAGCAUGCAUCUGACGAUGAAUCCAAGCCUCUGCAGAUUUUGGUUGAUAAGUUGAAGGGCAAGAAAAAGAAGAAGAAGCAGGAGAAGGAAGCUCCCAAAGAAGAAGUGGAAGAGGGUGAAACCAAGGAAGAAGUGGAAGAGGGUGAACCCAAGGAAGAAGGGGUAGAGGAAGAGGGUGAAGAGGCUUAGACAAGAGUUUCGCAGUCUGUGUCUAUGUGCAAGUACCGUUAGAAGAGUUUUUAAUUUAUACAGCUGAGUCUUAUUUGGUUUAAAGUAUAGGACUUUGUAGGGAUUUUAGGCUAUGUUGAUUCGAAAAAUGUGCAGCCAUAGGGGUUGAGUAAAGCUAAUCUGUUGAACUAUGAUUUGUGAAAUGUUUACCAUUUAUUUA